AUGUAUAGUACACCAACAAAGGCCAUAGACGCAGCUCUUAAUAAGCUUCCACUGCAUCAAUACGUGCAAAUGGAAGCCAAAAAGAGUGCACUAAGGCUGCGAAGAAACAAUAAUUUUCUUGAAGGCAAUCUUUUUGGGCAUCUGAGUAUACUGAAAGAUUUCUUCAUGAAUCCAUUAGUAGCAAUGAAUGAAGACUGGAUGGAAAAAAGCCUAAACCUAGACAUACCGUACCAAGUGGUUGAAAUGGACCGUCGAACUUGGGAGAUAGGAGGCUCAAAUAUUCUACCAGGAUCAAUUAAUUUCUACACAGAUGGAUCAAAAAUGAACGAUAGCACUGGAGCUGGAGUGACUGGUCCUGGGCUUGAUGUCUCGAUACCAAUGGGAAGAUGGACAACUGUUUUCCUUGCAGAAAUAUAUGCCAUCUUAGAGUGUGCAUCUUGUAACGAUGCAUCGGCAAUGCCACCGUUCAAAAUCAGUAGUGAUCCCAGAGGCGAUUGGCUUAAAUGGAAAAGAGCGUUUGAGAGGUUUCUCAAAGCUAAUUCGAUUCAAGAAGAUACGGAAAAAUAUGAUCUCUUACUGGUGCUGGGUGGCCUUGAGCUACAAUCUUACUAUGAUAAAGUGUUCAGAUGGGAAGUGCAAACACCCGCAGUUGAUGGUAGUGGAGAACUUGUGCUAGUCAAAUAUGAUUCAGGAAUUAUGUCGCUUGAGAAAUAUUUUGCGCCACAAUCAAAAAAACGUUUCGAAAGACACCUCCUGCGAGCAAUGAAGCAAGAAGAGCUGGAGCCUUUUGAAGAAUAUGUGUUCAGGGUGCAGGAUCAAGCAAAUCGGUGUGCUUUCACUGAUAUCGACGACAUGAUUGUGGAUCAGAUAAUCGAAGGAUGCAAAUCAUCUGACCUGAGGAAACGUCUGCUGACAGAGGAUACAACAUUACGCGAUUUGAUUACUCUCGGCAAAACCCUCGAAGAAGUGCAGAGGCAAACCAGGCAAUACGAGAGACAUCCAACAACGAUAUGUGAAAUGCCGAUUGUCCAACGAAUAACAGACCAGAAAUCGAGAGCUCCAAACAGUGAUCAGAAAAGUUCUAAGAAGUGCUAUAACUGUAAUAGAUAUGGCCAUUUUGCCAGAGAAACGGAGAAAUGUGCGGCCAGGGACUUUGCUUGUUUUAAUUGCGGUACUAAGGGCCAUUUUAAAGUGUGCUGUCGUAAAAGGAAGAAAAACGAAACUGAUUUCCACAAACCAUCGGCUCAACCCAAACGAGUGCUCGCUAUUACAGAGAAUCACGAGAAUAACAAAGCGGUGUUUUUCGUUGAGGAUAAAGAACUUAACGAAGUGCUUCAUAUGAAAAUUGGAGGAGUUGAGGUGGCUUUGUUAAUUGAUUCGGGGUCGCCGGCAAAUAUAAUCAACGCUCAAACCUUUGAGUUUAUCAAGAAUAACAAAGCACAUAUCUUGAAUGAAAGGAUUCCCGAUCGUGAUGAUAUGAGACUAAAACCUUUCGCUUCUGACGAAAAUAUUGCGUUCAGCCAUGUUUUCGAGGCGGAAAUCAUGAUACCAGGAGCUGACUCAGGGAUUUGGUCACACAUUCUUGUUGCUCCUCUAGGUCAAACGAAUCUGCUUAGUAAAAGCACAGCAUUUGCAUUGGGAGUGCUCAAAAUCGGUUAUAACAUAAACCAAAUAAGCCAAGAAAAUCCCGUCGAUAAUCUUUCGGAAUUUCCAAAGGUACCGAACGUGACACUGAAAAUACAGGUUGAUGGAAACGUUCAGCCAAUUGCACAAGCUGCCCGGAGAUUCCCCAUCGCAAUGGAGGCAGAUGUCGAAACCGAAAUUCAAGAACUUCUUCAAAAGAACAUCAUCGAACGAGCCGAGGGCCCAUUGACGUGGGUUUCACCUUUGGUACCAAUCCGGAAAAGCAACGGACGGCUUCGCAUGUGCGUGGAUAUGAGAGCGGUAAAUAGGGCUGUACGACGAGAGAACUACCCAAUACCAAAUAUUGACGCGGCGAUAGCGUCCGUUCGAAAAGUAUCAAAACUGUCGAAAAUUGAUUUGGAAACGGCGUAUUAUCAUUUCGAACUGGAUCGGGAGAGCCGAAACGUUACCACAUUUGUCGCAAGAAGCGGGGUAUACAGAUUUUGCCGACUUAUGUUUGGUAUAAAGUCGGCUCCCGAACUAUUCCAAAGGGAGAUGGAAAAUCUUUUUAGAGGUAUUAAUGGAUUGAUAGUAUACAUGGAUGAUCUACUGAUCUACGGAGCAACUGAUGAGGAACAUGACCAAACACUAAAAGAAGUUCUGGAUCGUUUACAACAGAUGAACAUGAAGGUCAACGAGCAAAAAUCUCAGUUUGGAGUAAGAGAAGUAAUUUUUCUGGGUCAUCACGUUUCAACAGAGGUCAUCAGACCUACGGACGAGAAAAUCAGAGCAAUUCUGGAUUUACAACCUCCCAGCUCAAUGACAGAACUGAGAUCUCUUUUAGGGUUGAUCAACUUUGUCGGAAAAUUUGUUCCCAACCUAGCUUCGAUUACCCGUCACAUGCGAUCCUUGCUGCUGAAAGAGAGUUCUUUUGUAUUGUCCCAGGUGCUAGAGAUUUCUGAAGCGGAACCAGAUGUUAUUGCGUGGCUAGCAGAAGAAGUGCGGCCAUGUGCUAUAAGUGUGGAAGAGCUGGAAGAAGCCUCAAUUGUAGACGAAGAGCUCCAGAAGGUCAAAGCAGCGAUAUACUCGGCGGAUUGGGAAGAGGUUUCAAGGGAAUACAAAACCGCGACUAUCAAGGAGGACUUGUCUUUGUUCGGAGAGCUGAUUCUACGGGGUGACAGAAUAGUUGUACCAAAAGCGUUGAGAGAGUGA
Molecule: messenger RNA, 2835 nt
Organism: Topomyia yanbarensis
Lineage: Eukaryota; Metazoa; Arthropoda; Insecta; Diptera; Culicidae
Exons: 4
Coding region: 1-2835 (944 amino acids)
Molecular function (GO): zinc ion binding; nucleic acid binding
Source: RefSeq, a predicted model, not a curated record